AUUUACUUUAUUCCUUGUCUCAAAUGUCUAACUUAUUCCUCGUCAGAGCAGAAGCAAUUACCAAACUAUCGAUAUUAUGUGAUGUCGGAGGAAGACUCUCUCCAACGAUUUUAACAAUGAAUUUAUUAGUCAUUUUUAUUUUUGCAUUUGAUGCUAUCUGGAAAAAUGUUCUAAAAACUGAAUCUCAAAGUUUUCGGAAUUUUAUUUUAUGGAGUACGAUAUUUGCGAUUUCGUGGGCUGCGUCUACUUUUGGAUUGAAUCGAUAUGACCCUUUAGAAUUGUGUAAUCUUUUGAUAAUUUUCAAAUUGGAGAAUGAUUCUGUUACUUUUUUCUCAGCACUUUUGCUUAUAGGUGCACAUAGUGGAGGAAUAUUAAACUCUAUAUUGCUUUCCAUAAAACAAUACUGUGAUAUGGAUCUCGAUGAUGAAAUUAUCGACAUUGAAAAGAAUGAUGACCUUACCAUUCUAGACAAAAGCAUUACUACGAAAUCAUAUGGAACCAUGCGUGAUUAA
Molecule: messenger RNA, 512 nt
Organism: Racocetra persica
Lineage: Eukaryota; Fungi; Glomeromycota; Glomeromycetes; Diversisporales; Gigasporaceae
Source: the annotation of a GenBank genome assembly